AUGCUCACUUUACAAUCAUCGUUUUGCCGCUUCAAUCUUGUCGGACGUUCGAGAAGCAAACUCGAAAAAUACUUCAGUUUCCAAGACAUGAGCCUGGAAACAGCCAAGAAAUUGGCUGCCACUUCGGCCGUCGACGACAACGUCAAGAGUGGCUUCGCCGUCGGCAUCGGGAGCGGGAGCACCGUAGUCUACGCAGUACAGCGACUGGCUGAACUAAUAGAAGCGAAGCAGCUGGAGAAUAUCAAAUGCGUCCCGAGCUCGUUCCAAUCCCUGCAGUUGAUACGGAAGCACCACCUGCGUCUCACGGAUCUCGAAGAAACUCCUGAUCUCGAUGUUGCAAUCGAUGGUGCUGACGAAGUUGAUGCCGUUCUCACAUGCAUCAAAGGCGGCGGUGGAUGCCUCACGCAGGAGAAAAUCGUCGCUGCUUCCGCGAAAAAUUUCGUCGUGAUCGCGGACUACUCCAAACGAUCUGAAUGUUUGGGUGAAACAUGGAAGAAAGGAAUCCCAGUUGAAGUUAUACCGAUGGCGUACGUGCCCGUCACAAAAAAGAUCGAACACCUCCUCGGGGUCAAACCUGUCCUGAGGCAAGCCGUGGCCAAAGCCGGACCCGUGGUGACAGACAAUGGGAACUUCAUCCUGGAUUGUCCCUUCGUUCCGGGGAAAUUGCUUGACACUUACGCAACAAACAUCAGUAUAAAAAUGAUUCCUGGCGUCGUUGAAACAGGGCUCUUCGUCAGAAUGGCUCAGAAGGCCUACUUCGGACUGGCGGACGGCUCUACCAAGUCCUUGGAGAGCUCGGAACUUUGAAGUUGACCCGGAAGGUAAGGUCGGGAUCUCGUGACAGUUACCUUGUCCAUUGCCUUGGAGCAGGCUCGAACUCUCGUGAAUAAGAAUCGGUGAGCGAAAAUAAUAAAGGUCGCACAUGUGCGUUCAUCGAGGAAGAAAAA
This is a messenger RNA of Galendromus occidentalis (western predatory mite), 947 nucleotides long. It is a transcript of the gene Rpi, whose product is annotated as Ribose-5-phosphate isomerase. The transcript has 5 exons. Gene Ontology annotation, molecular function: ribose-5-phosphate isomerase activity. Gene Ontology annotation, biological process: D-ribose metabolic process; pentose-phosphate shunt, non-oxidative branch. NCBI's taxonomy places the organism in Eukaryota, Metazoa, Arthropoda, Arachnida, Mesostigmata, Phytoseiidae. The record is from RefSeq and is a predicted model, not a curated record. Gene Ontology annotation, cellular component: cytoplasm. The coding region runs from base 1 to 807 and encodes 268 amino acids.